CACUGCCUCCUCCUGCGACCUUUUACCUACUUUCCCUCACACUGACAGUCGACAUUUGUGUUGGCGGACGCCGAGCCAGGGAAGCAAGAAAAUCUAAACACAGUAGGUGGUCCUGGAAAAAUGUUGAGGAAUACCUUGACCCGUUUUGUCCGACCAGCCCUGCAGAGAUGCACCUCUUCUGCAGCUUGCCCGGUUGUGAGGUCUUCAGAAAAGGUACUUCAUCCACCACCUGCUUGUCCGACAUUUGUGCAGCUUCGUGGACACCAGACUUUGGGCUCAGCCUCCUUCCCUGUGGCCAGCCACUCUAUGAGACAUGCCCGGGCGUUGGAUGAAGAGCGGCUGGUGGAGGUUGAGUGGGAAGAUGGAGUCCAGAGCCUGUACCCCUUCACAUGGCUAAGAGACAACUGCCAGUGCUCUCUGUGCACACUGAAAUCCGCUCAGGCCCGCAAACUCUUGAUGUCUGAUCUGGACAUCCACACAGGAAUUGAUGUUGUGGAGGUUACCAAUGAUAACAAGGUGUCAAUUGUUUGGCCUGACCAGCACACCAGCAUGUUUGAAGCAGAGUGGCUGAAGAAACGCAGCUUUUCUCAAGAGGCCAGACAAACAAUGCAAGAAGAGCUCUUCUUCAAUGAACGUUAUUACUGGGACAGCAAACUGCAUAUUCCCACCGCCAACUACCAGGAUGUCCUCAACGAUGACAAGGCCGCGCUGGCGUGGCUUGUGGCAUUGAAACGCGUCGGCAUGGUCUACUUGAAGGGGGCUCCGGCACAGCUUGGCCAAGUGGCCAGACUCGCAGAGAGGAUCGGUUAUCUCAGGCUGACGUUCUACGGGCACACAUGGCAGGUCCAGGACAAGUACAUGGCAAACAAUGUGGCCUACACCCCAGGAAGACUCAGCCUCCACACUGACUACCCUGCAUUACACUUUGCACCUGGGGUGCAGUUCCUGCACUGCAUCAACCAAGCCGAGAAAGGCGGGGAGAGCGAGGUGGUCGACGGUUUCCACACGGCCGAGCAGCUGCACAGAGAAGACCCCGAGGCCUUCCACACGCUCACCUCACUCCUUGUGGACUUCACUGACACGGGGACGGACUACUGUGACUUCAUGCUACAGUCCAAGAAGAGCAUCAUCGACGUCAAUGCCCAGGGUCAAGUUGUGAGAAUAAACUACAACAACGCCACCAGAGACUCAGUGCUGGACCUCCCUCUUCAUCAGGUCCAGCCUUUCUACAGAGCGCUCAAGGCCUACGUGAACAUUAUGAACCGACGUGAGAAUGUGGUCACCUACAAGAUGGAGCCAGGCGACAUCAUGACCUUUGACAACUGGCGGCUCCUGCAUGGCAGAAGGAGCUAUGUCAGCAGGCCGGACAGGUUGCGACACCUGGAGGGCGCCUACCUGGACUGGGACGAAGUCAUGUCUCGCCUCCGAAUACUCCGCAAGUCAGUCGACGAGGCAGACGCCACACGAUGAUUAGCCGUGUACACACAGCCAGCUCUUAAAGUUAAAAAGUAGUUUACAGCAUCAGGAUUACAUCAAUGAAGAUUGUGUUCGAUGUUUGCCUCUAGUAGCUGACACUAGUUUGGGCAAAGUGCAAACAUAUCAGACCAGGAACUUUAAACAAUCAUAUAAUAAAAUCCAAGACAAUAUCAAGUCAAUAUGUUUCGGUAAAAGCUUUUCUUUCUACCUUCAGUGCAACAUGCCAAUGCAAAUAUCAAUUAUUUAUGAAAACUGCAGUUUUAACAGAUUGCAAAUGUAUUUUUACAAGUAAACUUUUAAAAGAAUGAGAUUGAAUUGUCUUUAAAGUUCCUUUUUCUCCCAUCUUGUGCCCCACAAUGUUGUCGCCUUCAUGCUUAUUUCUUGUUUGUACACAGAGAGGAAGUCUAAAUGUAAAGUCGCUUUACUUUGGAAGGGACUUAACCUCCAACCUGAAGGUGCACAAACAGAAUGCAUCAUCAGGUGUCCUCAUCUCCAAACAUGUGAGUAACUGUGGCUCAUUUUUGCUUCAUGGUGGUUUCUCAUCUUGGUUUCUGCCAAAACACAACAAAGUAUACAGUGUAGAAAGUAUUUAGCCACCAUUAACUUUAUUGUUUCAUGAUUGUUUCUUCGCAACAAUCAUUUGGACGCAGUAAAAAGUAAAUGAAAGGAAAGGAGCAGGAGUACAGUGGAUCUUGGUGAUUCAGCAUUCACAGUUUUCCUUUAACGUGUUUUUAGCGGCCUGAUAAGGCUCUCUUCGCUGCCUGUCAUCUCCUUAUGCAAAUAAUAAUAACCAUCCAUCCAUCCAUUUUCUGCGCCUCUUGUCCUCACUGGGGUCGCGGGGGUAUGCUGGAGCCUAUCCCAGCUGACUUGGGCGAGAGGCAGGAUUCACCGUGGUCGCCAGCCAAUGGCAAAAUAAUAACAUGACUAAAAUUUUAAACAGUACAGAAUAUUUAGCAAAAGAGAUCUCUCAAGAAGCCUUAAAAUAGAAAUGCAUGCAACAAUCAAAGCAAUUAGUGCAAGAUUUAACUCCACUAUCAUAAUAUAACAACAUUGAGGAAAACAAGCUCAGUCGUUCAGUUUUCAAUGAUUCGUCCAUGACUCGCAUGUACAGUAUAGCUCACGUAGUCGUUCAGUUGGGAAUGAUUCGUUCAUGACUCACAUUUACACUCAUGGCGAAGAUCAGUGAAACACGAUUCUUCGCCGACCGGUGAGUCAAGGUACUGAGACUCUUCUGGAGUACUCGUGAUUCAGCUCGGGCAGGAAGCGGGACAUGAGAGUUGAUUUGAGGCAAGCAGUUAACGGUAUGAUCUGUUAGUUCAUGAUUUGCACAUUUCAACUCUCUUGCCAUCGACCAUGAGCCAAAAUGUAGCCUGCUGGCUAUCAAACAGAUGACAAAUUGCGGUGGAGGUCUGCGGUCAUUACAGUAUUGCUAAAACAACGCGGUGGCCUAAGACGGUUUGUCCUGUGGGAUUUUUACAACCAAACCACCAGUGAGCAAACAAUGAUUACAGUUGACACCAUCAUAACUACUUGCUGUUAGUAUACACAGUCUGCUUUUACCUUUUCCUUUCUGUUGACUUAUUUGUACAGACUGUUGAAUAAGACAAAUGAGUCAGCCACACUAUUUGCAUGGUAGUCUUCUUGUGCCUUUUUCUUCCACUGGUCUUAAUUCAACAUGUGCUGCAUUAUUGUUACUCUUCACAAAACUUCACUGAUUGUCUCUGUACUGUACCUAAAAUAAACCAAAGUUAGUCGUACUUCAUCCAAAGAAUGACAAACCACUCCAGUUUGGACAACUUUAUUAUACAUAUUGCUGAAGCUGUACAUAUUCUCUUUCAUACGUUCUCUUCGCACGACAGCAGCCGGUCAACACAAUGACGAACAUGACCACUCGAAGCACAACGAGCUUUGAACAAGCUUUUCGAUUUGAAUUGAGUGGAGACGAUCCAGGCGUUCUUGUCACAUUCACACAGAGGAGGUGGCUUUUUUUUUUUUAACAGCAGUGGAAUGUCCUACUUAUUCACCUUUACAGUCACGUGACUAAAAUGACAGGCUUGUCGUACCGAUAUUUUUGACUUGGAUGACGAGGACACUGGAGAAAAUGUGACGGGUGACAAGUACUUGUAUUGAUAGUGGUACUACUCAAGUGUAGUAUCACCUUUCUGUAGUCUAUUCACACUUUCAGGAAAUCACUUAUGUCACAAUAUAAAGAAAAAGUUCACCCUGUGAAAGCCAGGUGGGACAGGAAGCUGGCUGGAACUACUUAGUAUUGCACAUGAAGCAAUUCAAUAGUUGAUAUAUUACUUUCUUGGAACUAUACAGCAACAAUUUAUAUAUUAAAUAAAUAUGAUA
Messenger RNA from Dunckerocampus dactyliophorus (ringed pipefish), 3828 nucleotides. It is a transcript of the gene bbox1, whose product is annotated as butyrobetaine (gamma), 2-oxoglutarate dioxygenase (gamma-butyrobetaine hydroxylase) 1. NCBI's taxonomy places the organism in Eukaryota, Metazoa, Chordata, Actinopteri, Syngnathiformes, Syngnathidae. Gene Ontology annotation, biological process: carnitine biosynthetic process. Gene Ontology annotation, cellular component: mitochondrion. The transcript has 8 exons. The record is from RefSeq and is a predicted model, not a curated record. Gene Ontology annotation, molecular function: iron ion binding; gamma-butyrobetaine dioxygenase activity. The coding region runs from base 121 to 1470 and encodes 449 amino acids.